This is a messenger RNA of Moesziomyces antarcticus, 2661 nucleotides long. Its product is annotated as exocyst complex component sec5. The transcript has a single exon. The record is from RefSeq and is a predicted model, not a curated record. Gene Ontology annotation, cellular component: exocyst. The coding region runs from base 1 to 2661 and encodes 886 amino acids. Lineage: Eukaryota; Fungi; Basidiomycota; Ustilaginomycetes; Ustilaginales; Ustilaginaceae. Gene Ontology annotation, biological process: exocytosis; Golgi to plasma membrane transport.
AUGAGCCUGCGGUUCGACGAGGCCGAGCUGCUCAAGGCGUACAACCUCGACUCGCUUGAGCCUUCGCAAUGGCACACCACCGAGGCUGAAUCCGAUGCCAAGGGCGCUGCAUCGUCCAUGGGCGUGGCAGAUGAGCCCGACCCGCUCGGCCUGCGUUCGUCAAUGGCCACCUUCCGCGGCCUGCCCAAGGACGUCAAGACGCAGACAUCGCUCUCAUCCAAAGCGUUUGACGCCAAAGUCUUCCUGUCCACCAUCCACCCCGAUGCGACCUUCGCCGACCUGUCGCACGGCAUCCUCCACCUCAAGAACAGUAUCGACCAGCGCUCCGAGGCGCUCAAGGUGCUGGUCGAAGACAACUUUGACCGCUUCGUCGCCGUCAAGGCCACCACCGACGGCGUCUUUCGCGAGAUGCGCGACACCGAGUCCGGACCGCUGCAGCCCCAUGCGGACUACGGCGUGGCGUCGCUCAACACCAUCCUUGCCAACGCCUCGGCCAAGGCAGACCAGGUGUUCAUGCCUGUGCUCGAGAACAACCUCAAGACGAUCAAGCUGCGCUCGACGCUGGGCGUAUUUGAGCGCUCCAAGUUCUUCUUCAACCUGCCCGGCUCGCUGUCCGAGUCGGUCGAGAGCGGGCGCUACGACAUGGCGCUGCGCGACUACAAGAAGGGCAAGUAUCUGCUCGACAGUCGUCCGGGCCAGCUGCUGGCGGUGGGUAGCGCCAAGCUGCCCGAGUCGGCCGGCGGCGCGCGCGGCGAUGUGCAGCAGAAGCGCGUCUUCGCCAAGGUGUGGGAUGCGGUGGAGGCGACUAUGAAGGACAUGCAGAGCCGGCUCACCGCACAGCUGCGCGAGCCGCGCCGCAACGUCGACGAGCAGGAACGCACCAUCGAGAUCCUGCUCGAGCUCGAUCCCACGGACGAUCCCGUGUCGAUCUAUCUCGAGGCGCAGCAUCAGCAUCUGCGCAGCGUCAUGCGCAACACCUUCGACGCGGGCGUGAGCCGGAUCGAGGCGACGCGCGCGGGGCAGCGGCCGUCGAGCAGCGUCGCCGAACGCGACCGCGCGCGCGACCUCCAGAAGAGCAUGCGGCUCGCGGGCCAGCUCGACGCCAGCUUCGACAAGUGCACGGGCGCCGACGAGUGGCGUGCGAUCCGCGACCUGGUCAAGGCGCUCUCGGACACCAUGCUCGGCGGCCUGCCCAGCUUCUGGCGCGUCGCCAAGAACAACGCCGAGGGCAAGUUCAUCAAGACCAAGGCGCGUGCCGGUGCGGGCGCGGGCGGGGACAAGGUGUCGGCGCAGAACAAGGCGUGGGCGGUCGAGGCGCUCGAGGCGUACAUCAGCCUGGUGUCGCAUUUGUUCUCGCUGACGGACGUGUCGAUUCUGAUGCGCCAGCCGCUGCCGCCCGUGGCGGCGUGGGUGCCUGCGGGGACGAGUUCGGCGACGGCGGCGCACUUUCUGCGCGAGACGCUGGCGCACGUCGUGGAUGCGUGCAACGAUCUGGCGGGGCUAGGCAUCGCGUCGGCGACGACGCUGCGGGCGCUGCUCACCAAUGCACGCUUCUGCUUUGUGCAGGUGGUGUGCGUGCUGUGGCAGGAGGACGCCAAGAUCUUCCACCUGCUCGAGGACUGGACGCUCAAUCCGGACGAGCAGGCCACUACGCUGCAUCUGCGUGCCAUCGCUGCCUUCCACAAGAGCAACGCGCGCCAGGCAUUUCACCUCGCCGGAGGGCGGUCGGCAUCGACACCUGUGUCCGCACUCGAGGCGCGCGGCAAGAACCGCGCCGCAGAGCAGCCCGUGGCGAGCGAGUUUACGACGCGCAUCAAGGGCGCAUUUUUGGAUGCGCUCUAUGCCUUUCUCGACGGCAUGGUGCAGUUGGCCUUUUCCGAGUACAGCCCCUUGGAGCCACGCACGGCGUUGUCGGUGCAAGCCGUACCGGGCCAGCCGGGCAGUUCGGUCGACGUGCGGGAUCUUGACACACGCGUGCUAUUGAGCGUGACGAAUCUGGCGCACCUCACGCGCAGUGUGAUCCCCGGGCUGGUCAAGCAGUUCUCGGACGCAUACGCCGUCAAGAUGGAUGACGACCUGGCAACGCUAGCCGAAGUGGCGGUGCAACUCGAUGCGAUCCUGUUCAACGACUAUGUUCAGCGCAAAUCAGGCGCCCUCUCUCAGAUAAUAUCUCGGGGUAUUCUCGAAUCGUGUAUAGAUUGGGCGUCGAUUCCGAAGCCUAGUGGGGUGCAUUCGUUUAUCUACGAGGCGCUGCUGUCGCUCGUCGAGGUGCACGCGCACGUGCGCAGUAUCGCCAAACCACUCGUCACGCGAACCAUCACCACGCUCGUAGACGAUCUCACCGCCACCACGCUCGAUGCCUUCCAGCGCAUCGGAAGAUUUGGAAUGGGCGGUAUGCUGCAAGCCACACUCGAGAUCGAGUUUCUUCAUCAGACGCUGGCGGCGUACAUCUCGCCACAGGCGGAACAGCGGCUCAAGGACGUCUACGAGACCAUCUCGCAUAACUACGUGCGCACAUCGGGCGACAAGGACACCCUGAACGCUGAGCUCGAACGCGUCAAGCAGAUCCUCGUGCACACGCGCAAGUCGACCGCACUCGAGUUCCUCUGCUUCCGCAAAAACCGAGUCGCCCAACCAAAGGACAAGCCUUCGGACCAGUAG